ACGCCGUGCAACGAAAGGCGACGCUCUGAUAGUCUGUGGCUCUGUUUGAAAGAAAUACGAAAUUGGGCUUGUUGGAAACUGUGGUCAAUUUCACUGAAUUGCAACCGAGUCGGUUGUUGGGGUCGCCCUAAUGAUCUGUGUGCUUCUAGUUGCUGGACAUGGGACACUGCUGGAGAGCGAGAUCAAGAAUGAAGCAACUGGCCUGUACUCCCAUUUGGAGGGAAUCCCAAAGGCUUUGUUACCUGGAGUCGGUGGGAAGAAGAUCCUGGAUUUCUGGUGGGAAGUUGUGAAUAUGCGCCACCUCUUCAGUGAAGUCUACCUUGUCACAAAUGCAGACAAAUACAAGUACUAUGAACGAUGGGCAACUGCCAAUGACUUCCCAACAGAAAACAUUAUUAAUGAUGGUUCAACCACCAGUAAAACACAGUUAGGUGCUGUGGCUGACUUUGAGCUGGUGGCCAGGAGCAAGAAGUUCAGUGAUGAUGUCAUGGUGGUUGCUGGGGAUAUGCUGUGUGAAGACCUAAACUUUGAUAUCGCUGAGGUCCUCAAGUUCUUCAAGUUUAAGAAGGGUGAGCUGGCCAUUUACUAUGAGAUGGAAGAAGGAGAGAAGACUGAAUCUAGGGGAAUAGUUGAGGUGUGUCCCCAUACACACAGAAUCACCAAGUUUUAUGAGAAACCCUCUGCAGGUGCCACAGAAUCGAGACUCGCGAGUGUUGUCUUUUACUGUUUCCAGAGACAGACGCUUCCCACUCUCGGGGAGUAUUUGAAUGACCAUCCACAGGUGAAGGAUCGAGGUCUUGGGAAGUACAUGGAGUGGCUCAUCAACAAGGCAAAUAUCCCAGUGUUUGGAAUGAAGUUGCCUACUGGAUUCCAGCUCAUUGGUCAAGUGGGUCUUUCUGAAUAUAAGAAGUGGUUGGCACACUACUCCUCGAAACAACAUGGUUCUACAGUCAAGCAAAUUACCUGCCGUUCCUACGCAAGGGUAGGAAUUAUGGGAAAUCCAUCAGAUGGCUUCAAUGGAAAGACUAUUGCUAUGACAAUAUCUAACUUCUGGGCUGAUGUGACAAUAUACGAAAGCAAAAAAGUUGUGCUGAUACCCCAUCCUCUCAAUGACCCAACACAGUUUGGUAGCUUGCAAGAUCUGCAUGGGAUCAGUCGAAAGGAAGGCUACUUGGGUGGUUUGAGAUUACUGCAAGCAACCUGUAAAAAGUUCUAUCAAUACUGCUCUGAACAAGGAAUUGCUUUGGCCAAACGGAACUUCACUCUGAAAUAUGACACUAAUAUACCGCGGCAAGUGGGUCUUGCUGGAAGCAGUGCUAUUGUUUCAGCCACACUCAAGUGCUUGAUGAAGUUCUAUGAUUUAAUUGAUGAUGAUUUGCCAAAGCCACUUAGAGCAAACUUUAUUUUAAAUGUGGAGUCUGAAGAACUAAUUAUUACAGCCGGACUUCAGGAUCGAGUAGUCCAGGUUUACGAGGGGCUUGUAUACAUGGAUUUCAGCAAAGAACUCAUGGAGAAGCAGGGCUAUGGAAACUAUGUUAAUAUAGAUGUAAGCUGUUCACCCAACUUCUGGCUUGCUUACAUGGGAGACCCAAGUGAUUCUGGGAAGAUUCACAGUAAUGUGCGACAAAGAUGGCUCAAUGGUGAUUCUGAUGUUGUGGCAGCAAUGAAAACCUUUGCAGAACUCACUGAUCUGGCUAAGAUAGCCAUGGAGUCUAGGAAUUGGCAUGAACUUUGUGAGUUGAUGAACAAAAAUUUUGAACUACGAAGGUCCAUAUACACUGAUGCUUGUUUGGGUGAAGGAAAUCUGAGGAUGGUGCAGCUUGGCAGAAAGUUUGGCUCGGCAGUAAAGCUCCCUGGCAGUGGAGGAGCAGUAAUUGGUCUAUGCUUGAAUCCUGACAAUCUGGUUGAACUAAAGAAGGCUUUCCAAGAAGCUGGGUUUGUGAUCUGCGAUGUUGUUCCUUAUGUUCCUUGAGUUUUAUUCAAUAAAUUUCAGAAGAUAUUUUCUAAUGGGAAAUAGUUUUUUUUAAAAACCUGCAAUAAUCAGCUUGGAUCACAGAAUUGAAUUACAAAUUAAAUAUUUUUAGUAUUCUAUUAAAUAUUUGUAUUCUCAUUCACUCUGUAUUCCUAGUUGCCUGUGCUUUGUGUGGAGUAUUGUUCAGAUAACAAAGAUGAUGCAAACCUGUACCACAGCAAAAGGAUUAUUGAAAUUGAUUACUUAAUGUAUACAAUUUCUCAAUUUCAUAAGUCUGAUUUUUAUCCAGUAUAAAUUUUGGAUAAUCUCUACCAGUCUCAAAUUUUAAAUAGACCAUGAGAUUAUAGUUAAUAUUGUUGCCAUAAAACCAAGUUUCAAAGCUGUAAUCUAAAUGUGUUUUUAAAAAAAUAUAUAUUUUUAUAAAUGAUAAUUGAACCCAGAGAUUGGAAAGUUUCAUACAGAAAUUUCUUGUAUUCUGACAACUUCUUGACACCCUGUACCCUCAAUACAGGAAAGAUGAUAAUGGUUCCAUCUCUUGACCUUCAAUUAAGCUGCCACUUAAAAAUUACUUUGAAGCUGGUUGUUGCUACUGUCUGCAGUAAGCUUCAGGUAGUCCUGCUGCCGCAUAACUCCAGCUUUUGACUUUAGGUACUGUCUGUGCGUUGUUUGCACUUUCCCCCACACCAUGCAGAUUUCUCCCAGAUGCUCUGGUUUCCCCAAAACAUGUUGGUUGGUAGGUUAAUUGGCCAUUGUAAGUUACCACCCAGUGUAGAUGAGUGAUAAGAGAAUCAAAGGGAAGUUAAUAGACAUGUAAGAGAGAAUAGGUUACAGAGAAAUAAGUGGGGGAGAUGUCAUUGAUGGGAUUGCUCUGAGAAUUGGUAUAGAUGCAUUCAAUUUUAACUUGAUGUACAUGAUUUUAUAGUGGCCCUGUUCACUUUCUGGUUUUAUUAAUAACAUGGUUAUUUUUGUUUGGUAUUCAGAUGCAAAUAUUAAGACUAGUUGCAUUUAAUCAUCUUUUAAAAUUUAUUACCUGUCUUAAAUAUGAUAGUUUAU
Messenger RNA from Pristis pectinata (smalltooth sawfish), 3025 nucleotides. RefSeq names its product glucuronokinase with putative uridyl pyrophosphorylase (gene gkup). Lineage: Eukaryota; Metazoa; Chordata; Chondrichthyes; Rhinopristiformes; Pristidae. The transcript is spliced from 23 exons. The record is from RefSeq and is a predicted model, not a curated record. The coding region runs from base 131 to 1972 and encodes 613 amino acids. Gene Ontology annotation, molecular function: ATP binding; glucuronokinase activity. Gene Ontology annotation, biological process: biosynthetic process.